Messenger RNA from Myxocyprinus asiaticus (Chinese sucker), 4746 nucleotides. Its product is annotated as zinc finger protein 319-like. The coding region runs from base 749 to 2578 and encodes 609 amino acids. The transcript is spliced from 2 exons. The record is from RefSeq and is a predicted model, not a curated record. NCBI's taxonomy places the organism in Eukaryota, Metazoa, Chordata, Actinopteri, Cypriniformes, Catostomidae.
GUUUAAGUUUUCAAUAGGUAUAUCUAAAGCCAUAUUUUAACUAAAUAUAUCGAGUUCCGGUAUGUUUUGUUAGGAUGCCAAUUACGUGUUAUUCAGGUUCCCGUGCGGCUGUCGGGGGUUACGGUGGUCAGCGAUUCCAACCCGAAAUAAAACACACUAUGUGCAGGGCUCUGCUCACUCGUCCGCUCCAUUAAAUGCGCUGCGAACGCUGAAAAGAUUGUUGUGGGGUUUUACGGAGCAGCCCGGGAGAGAUCCGGAGAGUUGGCAGGGUUUUUCGUUUGUUUUUGUAUGCACGGAGCGGGGGUGCGGCCUAGCAGAGACCGCGAAUAUACGGCAGGAUUUACGGCCUUCAAAAAGAACACAAGCUGUUUUUUUGUUUGUUUUUUUUAUCAACCUCAAUCCAUGAUAAUAAACCUCUGAGUGGUACACGUUUCUGAAAAGGGUUGAACCAAAUCAGACAGUGAUGAAGAAGGUCAAGCUCAUUAUUUGAGUCCAGAUCUGUUGUCGCCGACAUUACAACUUUGAUGCUCACCCAUGUCAGUUUGCUGUUCUUCAAGAACCAAAAAGUGUUCCUGAAAGGAUUUGUAUUUGUAUUCAUUGGUUUGUCUUCAUAAGAGCUGUCAAAAUAAGUUCCUCUCUGCCACACCAUCUUUCCCACCGUGGGCAGUCCAACAAUCCGUUCCCCCUGGAUUCGCAAAGUAAGAGGUCCAACUACGGCGCAAAGCUGAAUCCGUACACCAGAGCCCGGAUGACGGAGGCAUGGCAGCAGCAUGCUGUUGCCCCGCCUCCAGUGGUGCAUACCAUACCACCAGGGGCAGAUGCCCUGGGCUGCACUGUCUAUGGAAUUGUCCUCCAGCCUGACACAGCACUGCAACAACAACAGCAGCAACAGUCCCAGCAGCAACAACAACAACAGCAGCAGCAUCACAGUCAACAGCACAACCAGCAGCAGCAUCCAGCACAAGCACAGCAGCCUUCCUUGCACGUGGGGAAUGAGGGCGGGCACAAGUGUGGUGCAUGCGGCCACGACAUCUCCCAUCUGGCUAAUCCACAUGAGCACCAGUGCAUGGUGAGCCAAGACCGUUCUUUUCAGUGCACACAGUGUCUGAAGAUCUUCCACCAAGCCACUGACCUCUUGGAGCACCAGUGCGUGCAGGUGGAACAGAAACCCUUUGUGUGUGGAGUGUGCAAGAUGGGCUUCUCCUUGCUAACUUCACUAGCGCAGCAUCACAAUGCCCAUAACAGCAGCAAUCCCAUGAAGUGCUCUAUAUGUGAAAAAACGUAUCGGCCAGGCUCCUCGGGAAAUGCCACGCCCACAUCAUCUACUGGCAACCCAGGACAGCCAUCUGCCGAUGAAGCAUCAUCCAGUGGGAGCACUGCCGUUGGGACAUCCGGCCAACCUACUUUCGAGCCUUCACAACCUGACAGGCCCUAUAAAUGUUCGGUGUGCUCCAAGGGCUUCCGUCAUUUGUCCGAGCUCACCCGUCACGAGCGUGUCCACACAGGUGAGAAGCCAUUUAAAUGUGAAACAUGUGACAAAAGCUUUAGCCAGUCCUCUCAUCUAGCCCACCAUCAGCGUACCCACAGCUCCGAACGGCCAUUCAAGUGUGCCGUGUGUGAGAAGAGCUUCAAGCAUCGCUCUCACCUGGUCCGUCACAUGUACGCCCACUCCGGCGAGCACCUGUUCAAGUGCAACCUCUGCGAGUUGCAUUUCAAAGAGUCUUCCGAGCUCCUGCAUCACCAAUGUCAGCCGCAAGGUGCUCGGCCAUUUCGGUGUGCUACAUGUGGGAAAGGCUUCAAGCGUCCGUCCGACCUGAGACAGCAUGAACGCACCCACUCGGAAGAACGGCCGUUCCACUGUGAAGAUUGCCAGAUGAGCUUUAAGCAACAGUAUGCCCUGGUGAGGCAUCGACGCACACACAAGGCCUCUGCUGACCGUCCCUUCAAAUGCAACCUUUGCGACAAGGGCUUCCUGCAGCCAUCCCACCUGUUGUACCACCAGCACGUUCACGGCAUGGACAACCUCUUCAAGUGCGCCUCCUGCGGCAAGGGCUUCAGUCAAUCUGGGGAGCUUCUUCGUCACAAAUGUGGUGAGUCCUCCUCGACACCCACAAAUCCAGACAAGCCCUACAAGUGUGACGUGUGUGGAAAGGCUUAUAAAAAGGCAACUACAUUACAGCGGCAUCAGAAUUCGCACUGCACCGAGAAGCCUCUCAAAUGUUCGCUGUGUGACCGUCGCUUCCUGUCCUCCUCAGAGUUCGUGCAGCACCGAUGCGACCCGUCCAGGGAGAAGCCCUUGAAAUGUCCUGACUGUGAGAAGCGCUUCAAGUACUCCUCGGAGAUGCAGCGGCACAGACGCGUCCACACCGGAGAGAAGCCCUACAAGUGUGCCAGUUGUGACAAGGGCUUCAAGCAGCGUGAGCACCUGGCCAAGCAUCAAAGUGUGCAUGCGAGAGAUGCUCAGUUCAAAUGUGUGUGGUGUGGGGAGCGUUUUGCCGAUCUAGGAGCUCUUCAAGAGCAUACAGUUCAGCACACAUCCGAAGGUGGGGGCUACCCUGUGUCCUCUCUCAUUCAAUAAACUGUACCCUCCCACCCCCAUCUCAGCAAGCUGCCCCCUCUUAUCAAAACGGUUUGCCUAGUAAAUUAUUUUUUACUUUAAAUGUCCCAUUAAUGAGUCAAAGGCCCAACAACCUCAUUAUACCUCAUUUUGUACAUAUGUCCCUUUUGAUAUCAGGAGGCAUACUUCAAUAAUUUGAUUGGCUAUGUUAUGUAGAGGUUAGAGAGACAGAAUAUUUUAGAAAUGGAAAACCGUAAACACAAUACCCCAACUGAACAUUGUGGUGUUGGUUAAUAUCUAGGUAACCAAUAACUCCUAGUCCUGUAGGGUAGCAUUUGCCAAACAUUGUGACUUGUGACUGUUUUGCCAGACAUGGCUCACAACCAAUUUAAAUGACUCAUACAGUGAGAUCUUACAAUGCCCCCUAUUCAUUCUCUAGACCCCAAGAUAAAAAAAAGUUAGUAGUACCUAAAACAACUGAGCCCAUUGAGUGUCUCUUGUCUGAUGAGUCUAUUCAUACCUUUGUAACAACUAUGAAUAAGGAACUAUACUCUGAUCACUAGCCUUGCUUCAGUAUUAGUGUAUUUCACUUACAACACAGCUUAAAGUAGCUGACAGUUACGACAAAAACAAAAGGAGGGACGAAAUUGUGCUGUUAUGAACAAUUGAAGCUGUUUGUUUGUGUCCAUGUUGAAGUUCCCCUUGUUGUGGCAACUAAAGGUAUGUACCAAAAACCAUCAAUGUACUGUACCGCACCGCUAAACGGGACAGAUUGUUAACCAGCAGAAGUAUAAAUGACCUAAGAGGGUCUUAACAUUUCACUGAGAUUAUACAUAAUACAUAGAAUCUAUUUAGAAAUGUAAACUUCACUCUUGUAUACAAACAGUUCACAUUACCACAAGAAUCAGUGCAGCUGUCCUGAAAAUUACCUAAAAAGGCUUCCUGUAUUACUGUAUGUACAUAGUAUGUAUGCAACUUGUUUACUAGUCCUGUCAUUAGAUAUUGCAGUGUGUUUCUUAAACUUCACCACAAUUUUAUAUGUAGUUUCUCAUUAUGUGAAGUUCUGGUUCAUUUGUUCUUUUCGUUUUGCCUUUUAAAUUAAUUUCAGCUUCUUUGUAGACAUAGUUUGGAUUGUUAUUGGCAUGUUAAAGGUUGUGUGAAAGUUGAGUCUGUCUUUGUAAAGGUUUUCACUCCUUGUUUGUUUGUUUUUAUUAUUAUUAUAUUUAGGGGUCCCUAACAUGACUCGCAAACUUGUACAGUGUCCUAAGUUUCAUUCUUCCUCCACGGUGUUUGAUCUCUAACCUGCCAACACCAUGUCUUGCCUGAAGUCUUUUGCUUUCCGUAACAGGAUAACGAGGCAAUUUUUGUUAUUCUUUUAUAAAAACUACAAGAUCAAAGACUUUUAAAAAUCAAUUUCCCCAGGAUUCUUGAGGCCUUGGGAUAAAUGCACGUCAUUCAGAUAUUUUUCUUAGUGAAUGUCGAAAACUCAUCAAAGGAUAACAAUUGUGCUUUUUUUGUUCAAAUUUUUUUUUAAACUGACACUUACUACAAUUGUAGUAAUAUUUGAUUUAGAGAUAAAAGCAGUGGUAACUUUUGAAUUAUUAUGAAUGGCAUACUCUCCUUUUUUUUUAAUUUUAGAGGAUGCAGCCACUUUUAACGGUAGUCCAAAAAAAUAAAUAGAACAAACUGUGUGCAAGUCUUGAUUUGCCUCACCUUUUUUCAACUUUCAACCCUUCCAACCUCAAAGUUCCCAUCACAAUUUCCCACCAUUUAGACUGGGGCAAAAACAUUCUCAGCUCUGUUGAUUAUGCAGUAUUAUACACGUUGACUGGCCCUUAAAAACAUCUCAGUUUUGCAGUUAAGUUUCACCUAGGACUGUACAAUGGGGUUAGAGAUGACAGUGAAACUUUGGCCUUAAUUUUUCCCCCACAUCACAUUUAUAGUAUCAAUUUAUCCAUUGUUUUGUUUUUAAAAAAAAACAAGGGGCUUUUUUUAAACUGUAGGCAUUAAGAAUCAAAAAGCAGUUGGGAUUUGAAUUUGUAAAAAACAAAAGUAUGUCGUGUUUUUUUGUUUUCAUGUUUGUAUAUUAAUUUUUUAUUAAUAUUGUUUAAAAUCUUUAUAUAAAUAUCUAUAUUCUUGGCAGAGUUCUCAGGACCAUAGAGGAGAGGGUAAAAGGAGAUUUAGCUAGA